GUGAUUAUUGUUUUUUUGACGUAUUGCUUGGACUUAUAUUGCCGCGAUAUUUCAGCUUCGAAAGGUCGACAGCGAGGAGCAACGAGUUCUUCAACAAUUUCCUUAAGGUGUGUUUUCAGACUGUCCGCCCCGGUGUCCUGCUCUCCGGAGGCCUCGGCCUGGUUCAGCUAAUCCCAGAGAAGAACCGCAUAGCUCGCAGUUUAUCCGCAUCCAGCUCACACAAGUUAUACGGGGUACAUCAGCAAGCUUUUGUGGCACGAAAUAGAACACACAGCUUCUUGCUGUCACCAGGGUCCUGUGUCUCUACCCUCUUGCACACGUUAACGAUGGUUCUGCUGAAAGACCUCCAUCCUCCCACCGAGGGAGUGCGGCACGAGCAAGCCGAGACCACGGCGGUGAUGGACGGCCAGAAGCUGGGCUGCGGCACGCUGUACGUCGCAGAAACGCAGCUGUCAUGGUUCGAUGGCUCGGGGCUGGGAUUCUUUCUGGAUUAUCCCAACAUCGGCCUGCAUGCCAUCUCCAGAGACGUCAGCGCUUACCCACAGGAGCACCUGUACGUCAUGGUCAACGGCAAGAUCAAAGGGGAGAAUGUGGUAGAAAUGGCAGAGAAAGCCGGGGAUGACGACGAAGAAGACAACAGCAGUGACAGUGGUGAUGAAGACGAAGAAGGAGUGAUCACAGAGAUCCGAUUUGUGCCCAGCGACAAGGUGGCAUUGGAGUCCAUGUUUUCAGCCAUGUGUGAGUGCCAGGCGCUGCACCCCGACCCCGAGGACAACGACUCCGACAACGACUUCGAAGGAGAGGAGUACGAUGUGGAGGAAGCCGAGCACGGCCACGGUGACGUCCCCACCUUCUACACCUGUGACGAGGGUCUCUCCGCGCUGACGACGGAGGGCCAGGCCACGCUGGAGCGGCUGGAGGGGAUGCUGGCCCAGUCUGUGGCCCAGCAGUACCACAUGGCCGGGGUCCGCACCGAACCACCCAACGCAGAAUUUGAAGACGGUAUGGAGGUGGAGGCAGCGGCGAUGGAGGCGGGGCAGUUUGAGGACGCAGACGUGGAGCACUGAUCUCAUCUCAGCGGACAUUCAAAGCUCCAGUGUUGCAUCAUGGGAUUGGAGAGGCGGACAGCAGCACUUCUUUAAGGCUCUCAGCACUUACUCACUCUCUUGUUUAACAGAACUUCUCCUUCCUACUCAGUCAUCUCACUAAUCUUUGUAGCAUCCUUUAUUUCCUCCCAUGCGUUUUGAUGCAUUGCUUAGUAGCUCACGCGUCAUGUGUUGUGCUUCUUCACAUUUUCUAAUUUGUUCAAGUCGUAUGAGUUUAUCUUUGUUAUACGACCAAGGCAUCUACUGAGAUGCAGACCCAAACGCCCAAAUCAUGCUGUAAAAAAAGCUGAAAAAAACCCAACGUUCUGUUUUGUAUAACAAUUUAAUUUCAGAUUUUCCUACGGAGGAAAUUAUUGUCUUUAUACAAAAUUGUCAAUAAAUGCAUAGUUUUUGUAUGA
This is a messenger RNA of Trematomus bernacchii (emerald rockcod), 1504 nucleotides long. It is a transcript of the gene clns1a, whose product is annotated as chloride channel, nucleotide-sensitive, 1A. The record is from RefSeq and is a predicted model, not a curated record. Gene Ontology annotation, cellular component: spliceosomal complex; cytosol; methylosome. The coding region runs from base 327 to 1067 and encodes 246 amino acids. Lineage: Eukaryota; Metazoa; Chordata; Actinopteri; Perciformes; Nototheniidae. Gene Ontology annotation, biological process: mRNA cis splicing, via spliceosome; chloride transport; cell volume homeostasis. The transcript has 7 exons.